Vicia villosa (hairy vetch) is the source of this 1749-nucleotide messenger RNA. RefSeq lists its product as uncharacterized. The record is from RefSeq and is a predicted model, not a curated record. Gene Ontology annotation, biological process: tRNA N2-guanine methylation. Gene Ontology annotation, cellular component: nucleus. The transcript is spliced from 6 exons. The coding region runs from base 69 to 1322 and encodes 417 amino acids. Lineage: Eukaryota; Viridiplantae; Streptophyta; Magnoliopsida; Fabales; Fabaceae. Gene Ontology annotation, molecular function: RNA binding.
UAAACCGUUCACGGCGUUAAGAAAGACAAAAUUUCGUUACUUCUUUUCCGUCAUCGUUUUCCGCCGCAAUGCUGUUAACUACCGCUUUUUCUUCGCAUUUUUCUCCUCAAAUUCCGCAAUACCGUUUUCGGUGUCAAUGCUGUAAUCCUCUUCCCGGAAAUGGUUUUCAAACUGAACGUGGUUUGGUUUUUGACACCGGGGGCGCAUUUUACCGGCAAGAGAGUGCUACUGGAAGAGACCUCGGCGUACUUGCUGCUUCGUUGCAGAAGAAGGCUACUGGAAGCUUGCGUGUUCUUGAUGCUCUCUGUGGUUGCGGGAUUCGGUCGCUUCGGUACUUGAAGGAAGCUGAAGCGGAUUUUGUUGCUGCUAAUGAUGGAAAUGAUUGCUAUGGGAGUACCAUUGUUGAGAAUUUGUCUAGGGUUUGUGCGGAAGAGGAGAAGAAAUGGGUGGUUACUCAUUUGGAAGCUAAUAGAGUUAUGACUGAUUAUUAUCUUCAGAAGAGUUUCUUUGAUUUUAUUGAUGUUGAUUCUUUUGGAAGUGAUUCUUCUUUCUUGAGGUCUGCUAUCAAUUGUAUGAAAUAUGGUGGUUUGCUUUAUGUUACUUCAACUGAUGGUUUCUCUUCUGGCGGCCACCGUCCACAUCAUUCUUUAGCUGCUUAUGGAGCAUAUGUGCGUCCUAUGCCAUAUUCGAACGAGAUUGGUUUGCGAAUGCUUAUAGGCGGGGUUGUUAGGGAGGCUGCUGUGUUGGGGUACCAUAUAACUCCGUUGUUUUCAUACUAUGCUUAUCAUGGACCUGUUUUCCGAGUCUUGCUCAGGUUGAAUCGUGGGAAGGUUCAUGAUAGUAGGCAUUAUGGUUUUAUUGGGCAUUGCCACCAGUGUGGAAAUUCCAAUGAAUUUUCUUGGGAUCAACUUGGUCAGUUCAGUUGCUCCUGCAGUGUGUCAAAGGUUUCAAAUUCCCUUAAGGUAUCAGGACCUCUUUGGACAGGGCCUCUUCAUGAUGCGGCGUAUCUUACAGACAUGUUAGAUCUGGCCAAGCAGUGGGGAUGGAUUGGCUGUGAUGGUAAAGACAGUCUUGAAAAGCUUAUAAACUUGAUGGUGGAUGAAAGUGACCCCAGGUUGCCAUCUGGGUAUAUAAAGUUGGAUGAGAUGGCAAGCCGUGCAAAAAUCAACACUCCGCCUCUGAGGACCUUGAUGAGCGCCUUGCACGAGAAAGGUUAUGCUGCCAGUAGGUCUCACAUAAUCACAAAUGCAAUUAAAACAAAUUGCCCCAUGACAGAAUUCAUUAGUAUAGCGAAAGAACUACUUCCGGUAUCUGUCUCUUAAUGGGUUGGAGUCUGAAGUUCAUCUGAAAAUUGAUUAAUGUUCAAGAUUUUGGCUAUAUCAAAUUUUUGUUGUUGCACAUUAGUCUGUUUAUAAUUUAAUUGAUAAAUGUAAUUUGUAAGUGCCAAUGAUGUCACUCUAAGUCUAACCACUACUCAAGAUUUUGGAUAAAAAUACUUUACAUCUUGUUACAUAAAACAACUAAUCUCUUCUAUUAACGUAAAAGUAUUAAAAAUUAAUGGAGAAAUACUGCAACAAUUGUAAAAAAAUAACGAAAGAAAAAUAUGACAAUCAAUGUCCUUUUUUAAUAAGUCAAAAGAUUGUAUUAAAGAUCUAUUCUAACACAAGGAGUUCUGAAAAUAAAAACAACGGAAUACAAACAAAAGAGAUACAUCUACUAAAGUGAGUUAAGACAGAAAGAAAUUUAAGU